UGAGCGCGACGUGCGGAGGAUCGGACCCGGGGACCGGAAUGGGAGUCCAGGGCCUGACCUCCCUGCUGGAGGAACACGGGCGGGUUCUGCGGGACGUCAAGUUCCGCGACAGCAGGCUGAUCAUCGAUGGAGCCAACCUGCUGCACCUGCUGUACGUGGACUCAGGUCUGGACCAGAACCACGGUGGAGAGUAUGCUGCAUUUGAGGCUUUACUGGAGAGGUUUGUGUUUGCGCUGAGGGCCUGCAGGAUCAGCCCGUAUGUGCUGCUGGACGGAGGCUCCGACCCCUCCAACAGGAAACUGCAGACCUCCGUUGAGAGAGCCAAGAACCUGAUCAGGAGGGCCGACCGGGCAGCACUGAACGGGCACAGCCAUGGCAUCCUGCCCCCGCUGGCCAGCUGGGUGUUGAAGCAGACAAUGGCUCGGCUGCAGGUCCCGCUGGCUCAGUGCUACGGAGAGGCCGACCAGGAGAUCGCGGCGCUGGCCACAGAGUGGCAGUGCCCGGUGCUGUCCAACGACAGCGACUUCUUCGUCUUCCCGCUGCCGUUGGGGCUGCUGCCCAUCACACACUUCCUGUGGGAGAAGGUGAAUCCGAAGGACACCAGGAGCUACGUCCCCUGUAAGAGUUACCGCACCACCAGCUUCUGCAUCUACUUCCAGCUCCGCCCCGAGCUGCUGCCCGCAUUCGCCGCUCUGGCAGGGAACGACUACAUUAAACUACGGCAGCUCGACUGGUCUCAGUGGGCCCCAAGCAGUGGCGGGCGCCUGGAGGGGCUCCUCUGCUGGCUGCGGGACUUCCGGCAGCCGGACGCGGCCCUGGAGGCGGCGCUGAGGCUGCUGGGAGAGCAGAGUGAGGAGAGCCGGAUGGAGGUGAGAAGCAAGCUGACCAUGGCCAUGACGGAGUACCAGCUUCCUGCCAGUGUCCUCGGGAAGUUCUUCCUCCACGGCGUGGCUCCACCCCUCCGCCACACCCAGCAGGAUCUGGUGGGUGUGGUCCCAGACUGGAUGCGUUUGCCGCUGACGCGUGCGCGGCUGACGUCGGAUGUGCUGGACGUGCUGCUGCUUCGGAGGAUGCACCUCAGGUUUACCGUGGAGACGGCCGAGCUGCCCAACGCCAACCUCACGUCGCGGCCGCUCCGACGGCUGAUGUACGGGCUGCUGCUGGGCAGAGAGAGACCCCCGGUGCAGGAGAUGGACCGGGAGGGCCUCCAGUUCCAGUUCGUUCCAGUCACCCCCACGGUCAGCAGCGCCACCCAGAGGCUGCCCCUGGCAUCGCUGCCUGAGGUGACGUCUGAGCAAGGUUCCUCUUUUCACCUCAAAUUACCUCUUCUUUUCAAAGCGGACCCCUCUGAGCGGCUGCAGGUCCUGCUGGGAGCUCUGGGGGUGACCGAGGCCUCUCUGAGUUCGCUGCCGCUCCAGCUGCGCCUCCCGCUGGCCGUCACCUGCUACUGGCUGCAGAAUGCUCAGCCUCCACCGGACCGCAGGCUGCUGCAAGCGCUGCUGCAAGGGAUGCUGGGAAACAAUAAAACUGCAGCAGACGUGUGUCAGUCUGCUGCACGUCACCGUAGAACCACUCAGGAUGCAACACACGCCUUCAACCAGUGGCAGAUGUGCCUCAGAGACGCUCUGCACCUCAACCAGCUGCUCUGCUUCCCCCUGCAGGAACCCGACGUCGCUGGGUUGUUUCAGGGGACGCUCGUCCACCAGCUGCUGCGUUGCAGCAACGUGCGGCAGAAGCGCCCGCCGCCCACCGUGCUCCACGCUCUCGCCGGCCUGUGGGAGGAUGAGGAGGACGAGGAAGAGCGCCGCUGCUUCGCCCAGGCGCUGGAGGAGCUGGAGCCAGAGGAGCACGUGGCGGUCAAGACACGGUACAAGACGAAGCAGCGCAGCAACAAGCCACAGCCCAGGCAGUUUUUCAGAAAAUCACAGUUGAGUUUGUCGUCACUGUUUUCAUGUUAAGAUGACGUUUGCUUUUAAAAUAAACACAUUUCAGAUUAAAAGUGUUUUUUCAUGAGCAGAUCAAACAGAAUCUGAGGCUGAAACUCAAUAAAUCGUUUAAUAACACAAUAAAGUCACUGUGUCUUUACUACAAAGUCAAUCACUGAUCUUCUCGUGGUCUUUAUUACGUUAUUCAUUAAAACGCAGCGGACGAUGAGAAAAACAUCCACGAACUACAAAAGGAAUUUUUGGAAGCAGCAGCCGAGUGAAAGAAAUCCAUCCUCACAAAUAAAUAAACAUUUCCCACAAUGCAUUGGGGCGUCUUCAGGUUGAUUUCCC
Salarias fasciatus (jewelled blenny) is the source of this 2276-nucleotide messenger RNA. RefSeq names its product asteroid structure-specific endonuclease 1a (gene aste1a). Lineage: Eukaryota; Metazoa; Chordata; Actinopteri; Blenniiformes; Blenniidae. The record is from RefSeq and is a predicted model, not a curated record. Gene Ontology annotation, molecular function: nuclease activity. The transcript is spliced from 6 exons. The coding region runs from base 39 to 1958 and encodes 639 amino acids.